AGAACCGGAAGUCGCAUGUAGAUCUCUUUCCUUUUGCGGCCAUCGCUGGAUUGCAGCCGCCAAAAUGAAGUUCAAUCCCUUCGUGACUUCUGACCGAAGCAAGAACCGCAAACGGCAUUUCAAUGCACCAUCUCACAUUCGGAGGAAGAUCAUGUCUUCUCCGCUUUCCAAAGAACUGAGACAGAAGUAUAAUGUUCGGUCUAUGCCCAUUCGAAAGGACGACGAAGUUCAGGUUGUUCGAGGACACUACAAAGGCCAGCAGAUUGGCAAAGUGGUCCAAGUGUACAGGAAGAAAUACGUCAUCUACAUUGAGCGAGUCCAGCGAGAGAAGGCUAACGGCACAACUGUCCAUGUGGGCAUCCACCCCAGCAAGGUGGUUAUCACCAGGCUAAAGCUGGACAAGGACCGCAAGAAGAUCCUGGAGAGGAAAGCCAAGUCCCGGCAAGUAGGAAAGGAGAAGGGCAAAUACAAGGAAGAAACUAUCGAGAAGAUGCAGGAGUAGAAAUGUCAUGCCCAGUUUUCAUUAAAGACUGCUUAAGUAGUCCUG
Molecule: messenger RNA, 547 nt
Organism: Rattus norvegicus (Norway rat)
Lineage: Eukaryota; Metazoa; Chordata; Mammalia; Rodentia; Muridae
Gene: Rpl26
Product: ribosomal protein L26
Exons: 4
Coding region: 65-502 (145 amino acids)
Biological process (GO): translation
Cellular component (GO): large ribosomal subunit; cytoplasm; ribosome
Molecular function (GO): structural constituent of ribosome; RNA binding
Source: RefSeq, marked validated